GUUUUAUUUUUUUUGAUGAACUUUGUAUUUUGCAAGAGUGAUGAAGAAUACGUCAACACCACUGAUGGCUCCUAUUUCUUCAUAUUCGCAGAAUUCCAAGAUUCACCUGAGAAGACAAUGGCACCAACAAAUUUGGCUGUCUCAGCUGAUCAUGAAAAGACUCUGCUAAAGACCAGAGCAAAAGACAUUUUCAGCCGACGACAUAAAACUGAAGAGGGUCUCGAAAUACGAAAACUGGAGAUGAAUGUGGAACACAAAAAUGAUAAGGAUAAGGUGCAGAAGAUGUCUCUUGGACAGAAAACAAAUAGGCCAACAAAGGUGAUUCUCUUAGUGGGUGCCACAGGUACUGGAAAGACAACUCUCAUCAAUGCCAUGGUGAACUAUAUAUAUCGGAUUGACUUCACUGACGACUUUAGACUGGUUCUUAUUGACGAUAAAAAUGCCCCUAAGCGCUCCCAGGCAGAGAGUCAGACAGAUCUGAUCACAGCUUAUGCAUUCUACCAAUUACCAGGAAUGCCCUUCGAGUACAAUUAUGUGCUCAUUGAUACUCCAGGUUUUGGAGACACCAGAGGCAUUCAGCGUGAUCGUGAUAUGAUGAAACAGCUUGAAAUGUUUCUGAAGCAAGAUUAUGGGAUUGAUCAGGUUGAUGGAGUUGGUUUUGUUACUCCUGCUUCUGCUGCAAGAUUGACUCAGACUCAGAGGUAUGUCUAUGAUGGCCUUUCUUCAAUGUUUGGUAAAGAUAUUAAGGAUAAUAUUUAUAUUAUGGCUACAUUUGCUGAUGCAAAGACUCCUCCUGUGUUAGAUGCACUUAAAGAAGCUGAAGUACACUACUCUGGAUUUUACAAGUUCAACAACAGUGCACUCUAUGCUCGUAACAC
This is a messenger RNA of Cherax quadricarinatus, 878 nucleotides long. The record is from RefSeq and is a predicted model, not a curated record. NCBI's taxonomy places the organism in Eukaryota, Metazoa, Arthropoda, Malacostraca, Decapoda, Parastacidae.